Phaethon lepturus (White-tailed tropicbird) is the source of this 2385-nucleotide messenger RNA. Its product is annotated as cytosolic phospholipase A2 epsilon-like. Gene Ontology annotation, biological process: glycerophospholipid catabolic process. The record is from RefSeq and is a predicted model, not a curated record. Gene Ontology annotation, cellular component: cytosol. The coding region runs from base 31 to 2385 and encodes 784 amino acids. Gene Ontology annotation, molecular function: calcium ion binding; calcium-dependent phospholipid binding. The transcript is spliced from 19 exons. Lineage: Eukaryota; Metazoa; Chordata; Aves; Phaethontiformes; Phaethontidae.
UGCUACCUGCUGACCGUGAGGAUCAUCCGGAUGAGAAAUCUCCAGCGAGUGGACACUUUAAGCCAGGCUGAUUGCUACGUGUCGUUGUGGCUGCCGACUGCGACAUGUGAAAAGUCCCGCACUAAAACCAUAAGAAACUCCAACAAUCCAGUGUGGAAUGAAACUUUCUACUUCAGGAUCCAGAGUCAGGUCAAGAAUGUGCUGGAGCUGACAGUGUAUGAUGAGGAUUUUGCUACUCCAGAUGACCAUCUCCUCUGUGCACUCUUUGAUACCGCUAAGCUACCAAUUGAAAGAACAGUGCUCCUGUAUUUUAAGCCCAGCCCAAAGGCCAAGGAGGAGCUAGAGGUUGAAUUCAAGUUGGAGGUUGCUUCUGGUCCUCAUGAAGCCAUUGCUACCAAUGGAGUCCUGGUGUGUCGUGAACUUUGCUGCUUGGAAGUUGAAGUGGCAGAGAAGAUGCAGCAAAAAUCAAAGAAAGAGCUUUCCCUCACUGUGAAGGGCUCCUUUGAGGGGACGCGGGAUAUCACGCUGGGCCCCGACGGAGUGGCCAGCCCAUCAGGUCCCACCAAGUUCCACUAUAUCAAGUACGCAGAGCCAACAUUGGACGUCAUGAUGCCAAAGAAGAGGCACUACCACCCUUGGACCUGUAAGUACAGUACGGAGACGGGCUCCCCGGUUGUGAUGCUGAAUUCACUGCCCAUGGGAAGGAAAAUGACCAUUGCAGAGGAGAAAAGAUUUGACUUGAAUGUGAGAGCACAAAACUGUAAUUGUUCGUGCCAUCAAGACCUCGACAUGCGCUUUGGGUUUGACUUAUGUUCAGAGGAGAUGACCUUCCUGGGGAAAAGAAAGAAAUAUGUAGCAAGUGCCCUGAAAAAUGUUUUUCACCUACAACAAGAUCUGCAGGAUCAUGAAGUCCCCGUUGUGGCCAUCAUCACGACAGGCGGAGGACUGAAGUCAAUGACAGGACUAUAUGGCAGCCUCAUGGGACUCAAGAAAUUAAAUCUCCUGGACUGUGUGACAUACAUCAGCGGGCUCUCCGGCACCACAUGGACCAUGGCCAACUUAUACAGAGAUGCCUAUUGGUCACAGAAGGACCUAGACUCACAUAUUGGUGAAGCCCAGAAACAAGCAACCAAAUGCAAGAUGGGCUGUUUCUCUAUGGAUCGCAUGAAGUACUACAACAAGCAGCUUUGUCAGCGGAAAGAAGAGGGAUACAGGACAUCAUUUAUAGAUCUUUGGGGGCUCAUGAUUGAGUACUUACUAAAUGAUGGGAAAGACCCCCACAAACUUUCACAACAGCAAGAAGCACUGUGUGAUGGCCAGAACCCACUGCCCAUCUACGUGGCAGUCAGCGUCCGGGACAACUACAGCACCAAUGAUUUCAAAGAGUGGGUGGAAUUCACACCCUACGAGGUGGGACUUCUGAAGUACGGCGCGUUCAUUCGCACGGAGCAUUUCGGGAGCGAGUUCUUCAUGGGACGCCUGUUGAAGAGGCUCCCCGAAUCCCGGAUCUGCUACCUUCAAGGUAUGUGGAGCAGUAUAUUUUCUGUGAACCUGUUACAAAUAUGGGGACUGUCCCACAGUUCAGAGGACUUCUGGAAGAGAUGGACACAGGACAGAAUAGAAGAAGUUGAUGAAGACCCGGUGUUGCCUACAAGACCUCACGAGCUGAGGACUCGCAUGUACACCCCUCCUGGUCCCCUGUCCAGCGCCCUUCGGGGAGCAUUGACUGACCGCUUCUCCGUUGCCCAGCAUCACAACUUCCUGAAGGGUUACCAGCUGCAUAACAACUACCUGGAGAACGAGCACUUCUGUCGAUGGAAAGACACUGUGUUAGACUCGCGUCCCAACCAGCUGAUACAAAAUCCUGAUCACCUGGGCAUGAUAGAUGCUGGAUUUUUCAUCAAUACGAGCAGUCCACCACUUCUAAGGCCACAGAGGGAAGUGGAUGUCAUCAUAUAUUUAAGUUAUACUACUGGAUCACACACGUCGUCUCUAGAUAAGGCGUGCAAAUACUACUCAGAGCAGAAAAUCCCAUUCCCCAAAAUUUCUUUGACUGAUGAAGAUAAGAAAAAUCUGAAGGAGUGCUACCUCUUCCAAGAUUCAGAUUUGCCGGGAUGUCCCAUUGUGAUUUUUCUUCCGCUUGUGAAUGAUACCUUCCGAGAAUACAAAGCACCCGGUGUCAAGCGCUGCUGCUCAGAGAUGGAAGGAGGACAACUUGACUUGACCAGCCGCUUUUCCCCCUACUGCAUGUUCUCGGUCAGGUACACUGACGAGAACUACCGACGGCUGCUGAACCUCAGCGAAUACAACGUCCUGAACAACUCACAGAUGAUUAUGCAGGCCUUGCAGAUAGCGAUGCAAAGGAGACGGCAAAACACGUGCUAA